Molecule: messenger RNA, 2557 nt
Organism: Nycticebus coucang (slow loris)
Lineage: Eukaryota; Metazoa; Chordata; Mammalia; Primates; Lorisidae
Gene: AOC1
Product: amine oxidase copper containing 1
Exons: 5
Coding region: 191-2485 (764 amino acids)
Biological process (GO): response to antibiotic; amine metabolic process
Cellular component (GO): plasma membrane
Molecular function (GO): primary methylamine oxidase activity; quinone binding; copper ion binding
Source: RefSeq, a predicted model, not a curated record
UCACAGACGGUGCUGGGGUGCUCUUGGUGGCAGGCAUCAGCUGGGUUGAUGAAAGGUUGAGGGUUGAGAAAGGAAGGCACGGAGUGGGUGAGGGAGGAGAGCGCCUGCUUCCAUUCCCCGCAUGGAGGAACAGUGUCCUCUUCCAUUAAGGCUCCAUUGCCACCGUUGACUCUCCUGCGGCUAUGUGCACAUGGGAACAGAGGGUCCUAAUGGAGCAAUGGGGCAAGAGACCCUGGCCCUCCGCUGGGCCAUGGCUGCCACCCUGCUCCUGCAGGUGGCUGCAGGGGAGCAUUCCCCAUGGACCUUGCACGGCAAGGCCAGGGUAUUCUCAGACCUGAGUGCUCAAGAGCUGAAGGCGGUGCACAGCUUCCUCUGGUCCAGGACCGAGCUAAGGCUAGAGUCCUCCAAGGCAUCCACCAUGGCCAAGAACACCGUGUUCCUCAUUGAGAUGCUGCUGCCCAAGAAGCAACAUGUGCUGAGAUUUCUGGAUAAAGGUGAAAGACGUCCUGUUCGGGAAGCCCGUGCAGUCAUCUUCUUUGGCGGCCAAGAGCAUCCCAACAUCACUGAGUUUGCUGUGGGGCCCCUGCCUCACCCCUACUACAUGAGGGUGCUGCCCCCCAGGCCUGGACGCCGGCCCUCCUGGGCUUCCAGGCCCAUCUCCUCGGUAGAGUAUACCCUCCUCUACCACACCCUGCAGGAAGCCACCAAGCCCCUGCAUCAGUUUUUCCUGGAUACCACGGGCUUCUCAUUCCAAGACUGCGGCAACCGAUGCCUCACUUUCACUGACGUGGCCCCCCGGGGCUUGGCUUCCGGCCAACGCCGCAGCUGGUUCAUCGUCCAGCGCUGUGUGGAAGGCUACUUCUUGCACCCCACGGGGCUGGAGCUCCUAGUGGACCACGCGAGCACCGAUGCCCGGAGCUGGGCCGUGGAGCAGGUAUGGUACAACGGGAAAUUCUACGCCAGCGUGGAAGAGCUGGCUCGGAAGUACGCCGCGGGGGAGGUAGACGUGGUGGUCCUGGAGGACCUGCGGCCCCGGGGCAAGGGGCAGGAGAGCGCAGAGGAGCCGCCCCUCUUCUCCUCCCACAAGCCGCGAGGGGCCUUCCCCAGCCCCAUGGACGUGAGCGGUCCUCGCCUGGUCCAGCCCCACGGCCCCCGCUACAGGCUGGAGGGCUCCGCCGUGCUCUAUGGGGGCUGGAGCUUCGCCUUCCGCCUGCGCUCCUCGUCGGGGCUGCAGGUCCUGAACGUGCACUUCGGCGGAGAGCGCGUCGCCUACGAGGUCAGUGUGCAGGAGGCGGUGGCGCUGUACGGUGGGCACACGCCUGCGGGCAUGCAGACCAAGUAUGUGGACGUGGGCUGGGGCCUGGGCAGCGUCACUCACGAGUUAGCCCCGGGCGUCGACUGCCCGGAGACCGCCACCUUCCUGGACGCCGUCCACUACUACGACACUGACGACCCUGUGCGCUAUCCCCGAGCCCUCUGCCUCUUUGAGAUGCCCACGGGGGUGCCCCUGCGGCGGCACUUUAAUUCCAACUUUAGCGGAGGCUUCAACUUCUACGCCGGACUGAAGGGCCAGGUGCUGGUGCUGAGGACGACGUCCACCGUCUACAAUUACGAUUACAUUUGGGACAUCAUCUUCUAUCCCAAUGGGGUGAUGGAGGCCAAGAUGCACGCCACCGGCUACGUCCACGCCACCUUCUACACCCCCGAGGGGCUGCGCCACGGCACGCGCCUGCACACCCACCUGGUCGGGAACAUGCACACGCACCUCGUGCACUACCGCGUCGACCUGGACGUGGCAGGCACCAAGAACAGCUUCCAGACCCUACAGAUGAAGCUAGAAAACAUCACCAACCCCUGGAGCCUGACACACCGCCUAGUCCAGCCGACUCUGCAACAGACACAGUACCACCGGGAGCGCCAGGCGGCAUUCCGGUUUGGGCGGACUCUGCCGAGGUACCUGCUCUUCACCAGCCCCAAGGAGAACCCCUGGGGCCACCAGCGCAGCUAUCGCCUGCAGAUCCACUCCAUGGCUGACCAAGUGCUGCCCCCAGGCUGGCAGGAGGAGCAGGCUGUCACCUGGGCCAGGUACCCUCUGGCCGUGACCAGGUACCGGGAGUCGGAGCGGUGCAGCAGCAGCAUCUACAACCAGAACGACCCCUGGGCCCCACCUGUGGUCUUUGAGGAGUUUCUACACAACAAUGAGAACAUUGAAAACGAGGACCUGGUGGCUUGGGUGACUGUGGGCUUCCUGCACAUCCCCCAUUCUGAGGAUAUUCCCAACACAGCCACACCUGGAAACUCUGUGGGCUUUCUGCUCCGGCCCUUCAACUUCUUCCCAGAGGACCCGUCCCUGGCAUCCAGAGAUACGGUGAUUGUGUGGCCUCGGGACAAUGGCCCCAACUAUAUCCAGCGUUGGAUCCCUGAGGACAGAGACUGCUUGAUGCCACCCCCUUUUAGCUACAAUGGGACCUACAUGCCCGUGUGAAGGGCUCUGCCCCCAAUUCCUACCUGGAAGCCAGAGAACCUCCCAAGAAUGCACAAUAAACCUCUCAGAUCC